Gadus chalcogrammus (walleye pollock) is the source of this 7959-nucleotide messenger RNA. It is a transcript of the gene trip12, whose product is annotated as thyroid hormone receptor interactor 12. Lineage: Eukaryota; Metazoa; Chordata; Actinopteri; Gadiformes; Gadidae. The record is from RefSeq and is a predicted model, not a curated record. Gene Ontology annotation, cellular component: nuclear speck. Gene Ontology annotation, molecular function: ubiquitin protein ligase activity; zinc ion binding. Bases 1341 to 7535 code for a protein of 2064 amino acids. The transcript is spliced from 42 exons. Gene Ontology annotation, biological process: DNA damage response; protein polyubiquitination; regulation of double-strand break repair.
AAAAACCCUUUAAGUAUUAUAAUGUAGUGACACUCACGCCAACACUUCUUGCUACCUUUAUUGUAUUAUAAUAUUUCAGUACGAUGGCGGAAUUUAGAGUUCGGGUUGCGAAAAUACCUCGAUUCCCGUUCCUGCUUUCAUGUUUUUUUGUGUAUCUGUGAGAUUCAGCCAGGGUAAAGAUAUCAGAGGCCAUUUCUUUUUGUCAGCUAACAUUAUUGUUAGCUAAAGGCAAAAUACAGAAUUUUAAGAUCAUUGUUUGCGGAAUAGCUCACCAAAGAUUAACAUCGUGGCUUUUGACUGUUGUACGUUUGGAUGUUGUAAGAAUCGUGUCUGUCUGGUGUCGAGUUGGCAACAUUAAAACGCUUUAGCCACAUCGAAGCUAAGUAGUUGGGAUGCCAGAAUAAGCUGCUACGGUUCUUCUUCAAUUUGACGUUUUAACGACUCGUGGUGUAAAAUAAUCGGUUAUUUACUGGGUUCAAAUUCAUAGUCACGAUAUAUUUGUACAAUAAUAAAAGGAAACGAAACAUUUGUGUAGUUUGCUAUCAUUUCGCCUUUUACGUAUGAGCUGUAACGUCAACAAUCUGAAGUAUGGACAUGGGACAAAGAUCCGCUGACUAGUUAGCUUAACUGGCUAAGUUAAAAUUAGCGUUCUAAUUAAAGCUAACAGUUCGAUAGCUCGCGUUUUUAUUCGAUGUUAUUCCCUUUAGAUACCCCUUAUUUAAAUUACCUGACUGGUUCUGGUUAGACAAGUGCCGUGGUAUUUAACGUCAUCAAUACGUGCUCGUGAUAUUCUUAUUAUUGCUACUCGGUUAGCAUUUGUUAAAGGUUGGAUAAAUCAGCUGCGAGCGAAGGUUAGCAGUUACGCGAUUAAGCUAAAGCAAACAUGCGUGAUGUUUGUAGCUAGUGGUAGCCACAUACCCUGUUGUAUUUACGUUGACAGUUGCUAAGAUUCGUUCUGGGCCUGUCAGCUACCAGCCCGACCAGCAGUGGUAGAUAUCCCGGGUGACAAAACAACUAUGGAGCUCAUUUAACUUCGAGUUAUAUUAAUCACCUCGUGUCACGUUAUUAUUGUAUCGUGGUCCACUGUAACGCAUCUAUUUCAGUGGUUGAUGGUUUCCGGACAGCUAGCUUGCCAGGUUAGCAAACGUUCGCAUGAUCAGUGAACGGCUGGUGCGAAGACAGUCAGACCGCUGCUGCCAUUUUCGAUGGGGAAUCUCAGGUGAUCGCAAUGGUAUCUUACCACAUAAGGGGACCUCGUAGCCAUUGACGUCAAAUCUACUUGAGAAGUAGUUGAAUGGUAGUGUCUAGAAAGGGUAUGUCCCUUCAGGAGAGAGGUGCCAAUGUCCAACCGGCCUAAUUCCAAUCCAGGGGGGUCACUGCGUCGUUCACAGAGGAACACUGCUGCGGCCCAGCCACUAGACCACACAGUCGCGGGAAGGUUGCAGUCAGAGCAGGUUAAACUUAAAGCAAAUUCCCCUCCUGAUAGUAGAAGACCAAAUUCUAAGGCUUCCAAAGCCACGACCAGCUCAGCCUCUGGCCAGUCCAGAGGGCACAGCUCAAGAAGAAGCGGCCUUUCUCUAUCCGUGGCUUCCUUUGUGCUGCCAGACGACCCAGAGGCUGCAGGGACAUCCCAACAAGAGCGACCAGGCCACCAAUCAAAGAGUGAAAGCACCCGUGGGCUAAAGCGAAAUUCGGCACCAGACCACGUCAGCACCUACGUACCCACCCCUGCCAAAAAAUCAAAAACUCUGCCACCACGCAGAGACAAUACACUUGAGACCAAGAAGAGCUCAGCAAAGUCCAAGAAGAGACCGCUUGCACCGGAGCCACCUGCGCCCUCAGGUCGAGGGCAGGGCAAAAAAAGCGGGGCCGCCGGGGCCUCUCCGACUCUGAAACGGAAGAAAGCGGACCCUCUCCCCGGUUUGAGUAGCACCACUGGGUCCCUCCCCAACAGUAUUGAGGGCAGAACUGCAAAACCCUCCAAGCUGGCGUCAAAAUCGGCAGCCUCAGCCAAAGCUGGGUGUAGCGCCGUGACGGACUCCUCCUCUUCUGCCUCUACAUCUUCCUCCUCCUCCUCCGCCGGCACCAAUAGCGCCGCCCCACAGGGUGCCCGGGUCAAACAGGGCAAAGACCAGAACAAGGCCCGCCGAUCUCGCUCAGCCUCUAGCCCCUCCCCUCGCCGCAGCACUCGGGACAAGGAGCAAGCUAAGGCUGCUGGAUCUUCCAAAUUUGAGUGGGCAGCCCGCUUUAACCCCAAAGUCAAUCUGCCAAAGCCCAAACUGUCCCUGCCCGGGUCCUCUAAAACUGAAACCUCCAAACCUGGGCCGUCUGGACUACAGGCUAAACUUGCAAGUUUGAGGAAGUCCACUAAGAAGCGCAGCGAGUCUCCUCCAGCAGAGCUCCCCAGCUUUCGGCGGAGCACACGCCAGAAGACCACGGGCUCCUGUGCCAGCACCAGUCGGCGGGGCUCAGGCCUGGGCAAGCGCGGGGCAGCCGACGCUCGCCGACAGGAGAAAAUGGCCGACUCCGACAACAACCAGGAUGGGGCCAACUCAUCCGCCGCUCGCACUGAUGAGGCGCCGCAAGGGGCCUCCGCUUCUAGUUCAGUUGCUGGAGCUGUUGGCAUGACUACCUCUGGAGAGAGUGAGUCAGACGACUCUGAAAUGGGGAGAUUACAGGCCCUUCUGGAGGCCAGAGGUCUCCCCCCACAUCUCUUUGGACCCCUCGGGCCUCGCAUGUCGCAGCUGUUCCACAGGACCAUAGGCAGUGGAGCCAGCUCCAAAGCUCAGCAGCUGCUCCAGGGCCUGCAGGCUACAGGCGACGAGUCCCAGCAGCUCCAGGCUGCCAUAGAGAUGUGCCAGCUGUUGGUAAUGGGCAAUGAGGAAACACUGGGUGGCUUCCCAGUCAAGAGUGUGGUGCCAGCCUUGAUUGCAUUGUUACAGAUGGAACAUAAUUUUGAUAUUAUGAAUCAUGCAUCCCGUGCUCUCACCUAUAUGAUGGAAGCACUUCCUCGUUCUUCUGCUGUGGUGGUCGAUGCCAUUCCUGUCUUCCUGGAAAAGCUUCAGGUGAUACAGUUCAUUGAUGUAGCAGAGCAGGCGCUGACAGCCUUGGAGAUGUUGUCAAGGCGACACAGCAAAGCCAUUCUACAGGCUGGUGGGCUCGCCGACUGCCUGCUGUACUUGGAGUUCUUCAGCAUCAAUGCCCAGAGGAAUGCCCUGGCCAUCGCAGCCAACUGCUGCCAGAGCAUCACACCCGAUGAAUUCAAUUUUGUUGCUGAUUCUUUACCGUUGCUGACUCAGAGACUCACUCACCAGGACAAGAAAUCCGUUGAAAGCACUUGUCUAUGUUUCGCCCGACUGGUCGACAACUUUCAACACGAGGAGAACCUGCUGCAGCAAGUGGCCUCUCCGGAUCUGCUGACCAAUAUUCAGCAGCUGCUGGUGGUGACCCCUCCGGUGCUGAGCUCGGGGAUGUUCAUCAUGGUGGUGCGCAUGUUCUCCCUCAUGUGCUCCAACUGCCCCUGCCUGGCCGUGCAGCUCAUGAAGCAGAAUAUAGCCGAGACCCUUCGCUUCCUCCUGUGUGGCGCGUCCAACGGUAGCUGCCAGGAGCAAAUUGACCUGGUUCCCCGCAGCCCUCAAGAGCUCUAUGAACUCACCUCCCUCAUAUGUGAGCUGAUGCCCUGCCUGCCAAGAGAGGGCAUCUUUGCUGUGGACGUCAUGCUGAAGAAGGGCAGUGCUCAGGCCACCGAAGGGGCCAUCUGGCAAUGGAGAGAUGACCGGGGGCUCUGGCACCCGUACAACCGCAUCGACAGCCGCAUCAUCGAGACGGCACACCAGAACGGAGAGGAUGAGAUCAGCUUGUCUACCCUGGGACGUGUCUACACCAUUGACUUUAACUCUAUGCAGCAGAUCAAUGAAGACACAGGCACGGCACGAGGAAUCCAGAGGAAACCGAAUCCUCUUGCUAAUCCCAAUACAGGGAGCCACCAAGAGGUGCGGCGGGAGGACGCCCGCGCACAGCUGAUGAAGGAUGACCCCGAGCUGGCCAAGUGCUUCAUCAAGACCCUGUUCGGGGUCCUGUACGAGGUGUACAGCUCCUCCGCCGGCCCCGCCGUCAGACACAAGUGCCUUAGAGCCAUUCUCAGGAUCAUCUUCUUUGCGGACGCAGACCUGCUGAAAGACGUUCUGAGAAACCACUCUGUGUCCAGUCACAUUGCCUCCAUGCUAUCCAGUCUGGAUCUGAAGAUUGUAGUCGGUUCCCUGCAGAUGGCUGAGAUCCUCAUGCAGAAGUUGCCCGACGUCUUCAGUGUCUAUUUUAGAAGAGAAGGUGUGAUGCAUCAGGUGAAGAACCUGGCAGAGUCCGAGAGCUUCCUGGUCACCAGUCCUCCAAAGGCUUGCACUAGUGGCACCACCAGUCUUUGCACCACGACCAUCAGCACCGCGUCCACCACGGCCGCCACCAACGUUACCCCCGACCUGGGCUCGCCCAGCUUCCAGCACAGCAUGGAUGACUCUCUGGACCUCAGUCCACAGGGGCGCUUAAGUGAUGUGCUCAAGAGGAAGCGGCUACCCAAACGAGGACCUAGAAGACCCAAGUAUUCUCCCCCAAGAGAUGAAGACAAAGUAGACAAUCAGGCAAAGAGCCCUACCACUACUCAGUCCCCCAAGUCCUCCUUCUUGGCCAGUCUCAACCCCAAAACGUGGGGUAAGCUUGGAACCCAGACCAACAGCGCCAACUCUGAGCCCUCACGCACAGCCGGGGUCAGUGGCUUGGCAAGGGCACCUCCCAAAGACUCAAUCUCAAACAACAGGGACAAGAUCAAGGCCUGGAUUAAAGAAACGGCCUGCAAGUUUGUGGAGCGCUACUUCAACUCUGAGAACGUGGACUGCAGCAACCCCGCUCUGAACGUUCUCCAGAGGCUCUGCGCUGCCACCGAGCAGCUCAAUAUGCAGAAGGUGGACGGAGGCGUGGAGUGUCUGCUUGAGAUCUCGGGCAUCGUGUCGGAGUCGGACGUGUCGUCAUUCGAGAUCCAGCACAGCGGGCUGGUGAAGCAGCUGCUCCUCUACCUGACCUCAAACACGGACCGCGACGUGGUGGGCCGCGACUUGGUUGGCCGCGACGUGCGGCUCAAGAGGUUCCUCAACGUCUUCUACGGCUGUCCGCUUCCCGGAAUGGAGACGGCUGGUCGUCUGGAUCCAUCAGAGAACGGGCCUCUCUUGGCUCUGGUGCACAAGAUGAACAACUGCCUUAGCCAGAUGGAGCAGUUCCCUGUCAAGGUGCACGACUUCCCCAGUGGCAACGGCAGCGGCAGCAGGGGCUCGCAAGCACUUAAGUUCUUCAACACUCACCAGCUGAAGUGUCAACUUCAGAGACACCCAGAUUGCACUAAUGUGAAACAAUGGAAGGGGGGCCCAGUGAAGAUCGACCCCCUGGCCCUGGUGCAGGCUAUCGAGAGAUACCUCGUGGUCCGAGGUUACGGGAGGAUCAGAGAGGAGGACGAAGACAGCGACGACGACGGUUCAGACGACGAAAUAGACGAAUCAUUGGCGGCUCAGUUCCUGAACUCCGGCAGCGUGCGCCACAGACUGCAGUUCUACAUCGGCGACCACCUGCUGCCCUACAACAUGACGGUUUACCAGGCCGUGAGGCAGUUCAGCCUGCAGGCCGAGGAGGAGAGGGAGUCCACCGACGAUGAGGCCAACCCGCUGGGGCGCGCCGGCAUUUGGACCAAGACGCACACCAUAUGGUAUAAACCGGUCAGGGAGGACGAGGACGGCACCAAGGACGCCGUGGGGGGGAAGAGGGGCAGAGCACAGACCGCCCCCACCAAGACCUCCCCUCGCAACGCCAAGAAGCAGGACGAGCUGUGGCACGACGGAGUGUGUCCCAGCGUCGCCAACCCCCUGGAGACGUACCUCAUUUCAGAGCCCCCAGAGAACAUCACCUUUGAGGACCCCUCUCUGGAGGUCAACCUGCUCCUGAGGGUGCUGCAUGCCAUCAGCAGAUACUGGUACUACCUGUAUGAGAAUGCUGUGUGCAAGGAGAUCAUCCCCACCAGCGAGUUCAUCAACAGCAAGCUGACGGCCAAGGCCAACAGACAGCUGCAGGACCCGCUGGUCAUCAUGACGGGCAACAUUCCCACCUGGCUCAUAGAGCUCGGCAAGACCUGCCCCUUCUUCUUCCCAUUUGACACUCGACAGAUGCUGUUCUACGUCACAGCGUUUGACCGAGACAGAGCCAUGCAGCGCCUCCUUGACACUAACCCUGAGAUCAACCAGUCAGACUCUCAGGACAGCAGAGUGGCACCCCGACUUGACAGGAAAAAGAGGACAAUAAACCGCGAGGAGCUGCUCAAGCAGGCAGAGUCUGUGAUGCAGGACCUCGGCAGCUCCCGGGCCAUGUUGGAGAUACAGUAUGAGAAUGAGGUGGGUACAGGUCUCGGCCCCACACUGGAGUUCUACGCUCUGGUGUCCCAGGAACUGCAGAGGGCUGACUUAGGCCUGUGGAGGGGAGAUGAGGUCACACUGGCGAACCCUAAAGGAAGCCAAGAGUCCACAAAGUACAUGUUCAGCUCCCGGGGGCUGUUUGCAGUACCUUUUGGCAGAACCACCAAACCAGCGCACAUCGCCAAAAUCAAGAUGAAGUUCCGUUUCUUGGGGAAGCUGAUGGCCAAAGCUAUUAUGGACUUCAGACUGCUCGACCUGCCCCUGGGCCUGCCCUACUACAAGUGGAUGCUCCGGCACGAGACGUCCAUCAGCUCCCACGACCUGGUCAACAUCGACCCGGCCGUGGCCAAGUCCAUCCAGCACCUGGAGGACAUCAUCCGCCAGAAGAAGAGGCUGGAGCAGGACCGCUCACAGACGAGGGAGACCCUGCAGCAGGGCCUGGAGAGCCUGAACAUGAACGGCUGCUCCGUGGAGGACCUCGGCCUGGACUUCACCCUGCCCGGCUACCCCAACAUCGAGCUCAAAAAGGGGGGCAAGGACAUCCCUGUCACCAUCUACAACCUGGAGGAGUACCUCAGGUUGGUGGUGUACUGGACCCUGAACGAGGGCGUGUCCAGGCAGUUUGAGUCCUUCCGGGAAGGCUUUGAGUCGGUCUUCCCCUUGCACCACCUGCAGUAUUUCUACCCAGAGGAGUUGGACCAGCUGCUGUGUGGCAGCAAGUCUGAGACGUGGGACGUGAAGACGCUGAUGGAGUGCUGCCGUCCCGACCACGGAUACACACAUGACAGCCGUGCGGUGCGUUUCCUGUUCGAGGUGCUGAGCAGCAAAGACGCCGAGCAGCAAAGACUCUUCCUGCAGUUUGUCACCGGAAGUCCCAGACUGCCUGUGGGAGGCUUCCGGAGUCUGAACCCGCCGCUGACCAUCGUGAGGAAGACCUUCGAGUCCACCGAGAACCCCGACGACUUCCUCCCUUCCGUCAUGACCUGCGUCAACUACCUGAAGCUGCCAGACUACUCCAGCAUUGAGAUAAUGCGAGAGAAACUGUUGAUUGCAGCCCGCGAGGGCCAGCAGUCAUUCCACCUUUCCUGAUCUCGUCCCCCCAUCUCACAUUCAAAAUGCCUUCUACAGCGACUGAUGAAAAUCAUGACUUCCUUCCUAAUUUUAUUUAGUUUUUGUUUUUGUAAUCUCAUACAUCGAGGCUAAGUGUACAGCCUUCUUGAUAAAGAAAGCAGCUUGCAGAAAGUUUAAGACUUCAAAUAUAUAUUUGCUGCCCCCCCCCCACCUUCCCGUCUCCUGAAAAAAAUGAAAGGAAGGGCAGUGAUGUCUCCCCGAACUAAAAAAAUAAAAAAUCUGAGGACAAAGUUAUAUCAGUAGUUAAGUAAUAUUCAAAAAAAGUGGAAGAAAUGGGUGACAUUUUAAAUUGCAUUGCUGUGUGAUAUUUAAAAAAAAAAGAAGGGAUGUUUCCUCCACCGAGCGGUGGACAACGUCACUGUGGAGAGGGGGCAGGGGCCGG